This is a messenger RNA of Priceomyces carsonii, 1986 nucleotides long. It is a transcript of the gene VPS52, whose product is annotated as Vps52p. NCBI's taxonomy places the organism in Eukaryota, Fungi, Ascomycota, Pichiomycetes, Serinales, Debaryomycetaceae. Bases 1 to 1986 code for a protein of 661 amino acids. Gene Ontology annotation, molecular function: syntaxin binding. Gene Ontology annotation, biological process: endocytic recycling; Golgi to vacuole transport; retrograde transport, endosome to Golgi. The record is from RefSeq and is a predicted model, not a curated record. Gene Ontology annotation, cellular component: GARP complex. The transcript has a single exon.
AUGAGCGCUUUAACUUCUCUCAAGAGCCUACUAGACUUUGAUACUCCCGUGACUGCUGAGGAUGAGAUUAAGGGGUCAGAAUCACUUGAAAAUCUUGUUUCUUAUAUAGAAAGUCAACGAAGCAAGUCAAAUCGCAUACCUCAAUUACUUGAACUGAUUAGGUUGGAAGUUAUUCAUGGAAUUGAUAGUGAAAGAUCGCAAAUGUGGGAGUUGGAUGGAGAAACAUUAUCGAAGCUUACAGAUCAAUUUCAGUCUUUUCAUAAUGAAAUAGACGGGCAACGAAAUAAGAUGAAAAUCGUUGGAGGCAUUCUUACAGAUUUUAAUGAACUGUUGAACGAUUUAUCCAGUAACUUAACUAACCUCCACGAUAGGUCUACCAAAAUUACGUCCAACGUUGAGUUACAACGUGCAACCAUAGAGAAGUUGAAUCCAGUCAUUUUGGAUCUAAUGAUCCCACCAGAAGUAGUAAGAUCUAUAAUUCACGACCAAAUUGAACCAGCAUGGCUCGAAAACAUCAGGUUUAUAAAUGAAAAGCUUCAACUCAUAUCUAAUGUGAAGUCUAAGAAGUUAGAUAAAAACUUGGCGAGCUUAUAUGAAGAGUCAAAAACCUUCCAUCAGUUGGAAGAAGGCAUUGGACAGCUUAUUGCCAAAGCGGUCGAAAGAAUAAGGGACUUUUUAAUUUCUCAAAUAAAACGGUUGAGAUCAUCUACGAGUGCAUCGUCUCAAACGAUUCAAAAGGGCCUCCUUGAAGUUAAAGAAGUAUUUGUUUUCCUAGAGGAUCACCAUAAGGAAUUGGCGGGCCAAUUACGACUAGCAUACAUCUAUACUAUGAAAUGGUAUUACCAAACUAAGUUUGCGAAAUAUUUAUAUGCCAUUCAGAAGCUCAACAUAAAGAACGUCGAUCUGAGCUUGGUGUUAGGUGCGUCUCUUGUUGAUGACAGGGCAUCUUUAUUCGGUUUAAAAUCAUGGAUGUAUAAUAGCAAUAGUUCCUUGCAUCCACCAUCACAAAAUCGUGUUUCUCAGUUAAGCAUUACGGAAUAUUUAAUGUCACUUGAUAAAAGGAUGCAAAUAUUGGAGGAUAAGGCGACCUCAGAGCCUCGAAUUGCGAUCCCAUCUCAAAUUGCUGAAACUACCCCUUUUAGUUAUUGGCUUGAGUUUAUAUUCAAUCAAUGGCUCUUGGCAUCGACAGAUAAUGUUGUCGUUGAAUAUUUAUUUGUUGUUGAUUUUUUUUAUCGUGGGGACGAAAAGUUCGAAGAUGUUCCUGACGAUGGCCCUCAGAAUCACCUGUCACCAAACUUACCAUGGCCCCAUGUGAUGUUUGAAAAUGUUUACAAAAUGGGAAAUGAUUUUGUAACUUGGUUGUUAUCGCAGACUCCUUCUCAAUAUGGCAGAGGUACAAUUACAGCUAACAGGAAUAAUGCAUCAUUUAUUUCUCAAGGAACUUGCGAUGCCUACGCCAUAUUGUUAAUGAUUCGUCUCAUUCAAAAUUCUCAAUCUCUUCUCCACAAUGAGUUUCAUGUACCUAUUCUUGACGAUUAUUUGAAUUCAAUUUUAUUAAAAUUGUGGCCACAUUUUACUAAAGUCAUUGACUUGAACUGUGAAUCUAUGAAGAAGGUAACAGUUAUUGCAUCAAAUGAAGCGAAGUUAGCACCUUCUGCCAUUACACAGCAAUUCGGUCAAUUCUUACUGGGGUUGUUGAAGCUCUCUUUCAUCAAUUCAAAAGAAAAGAGUAAAGAUUAUCGCGGUGAGCCUCUUUUUACUUCGAUAACAAGACUUAGGAACGAUUUCGAAAGUGUUCUAACGAAGUUGAGCACUCAUAUAUUUGGAAAUGGCAAAAAAAAGUUGACAGAAAGAGAAAUAUUUUUAUAUAAUAACUAUUUCCUUGUUACCAGUAUUCUAAAGAACGAAAAUGAUGGCAGCAAUGAAAUUGUGGAUGAACAAGUGAAACAUUUUGAAACACUUUGUGAUGCUUAUAGAAAGAAUUAG